AUGUCAGAACAACCAAAAGGAUCAACAAAAGUUUAUUACCAUUUGGACGACUCUACUCCCUACAUGUCUGAACUUCAAAUCCCGCCAGACCGAUUGACACUGGGAGAUUUUAAGCGUGCUUUCAACAGGAAAGGCUACAGUUAUUUUUGUAAGGAAUGGGAUCCAAAUUUGAAGAGAGAGGUGAAAGUGGAGAUUGUCAAUGAUCGCCAGCUUCUACGUAAAUCGGUAAAUGGCCUCUUCGAGUUAUUUUUACUCUCUCAACAAAAUUCUUCGCAACCUUUUUCUAAUACGACUACACAUAUGGGCGCAGAUCAAGAGAGUGAUUUGCAAACUUUAAUAAGCAAGAGAGCAGGAGAAAAUUUAGCAGAAAUGUACAAUUCAACAUCGGAAGAUCCUUACAACAGAACUUCUGUAUCCUCUUCUAGCAUUUUUCAAAGAAGGCCUCUUCCUGGUGCUCCUAUGCCUUCUGCUGAAAGCACAGCGGAAAGUGCUGCUGAGAGAACGUUGCUGGUCAAUACUUCUGCAGCAAGACAAAAGCGUCUAAGAAAGCAACGAUAUGUACCUUCAACAAUUUCAUCGGAAUCCGAAAGCACUUAUUCUUUGCCACGAAUCGAAGAAGUCAAGCUACGUUUACAGGAUGCGCCAUUAGGAAUUUCUGUUGCCAGUCAAUGUGGCUCUAUUUUUAUUUAUCACAUUCAACACGGAAGUGCUGCUGAAAGAUGUUGUAGGCUUGAAGUUGGGGAUCAGAUUGUUCAGAUUGAUGAAACUCGUUUUGAAGAUCUUAACGAGAAACAAGCAUUGGAGGUUCUGAAGAAACUGAAUUCUGUUAAAAAGACUAUAACAAUGUACGUCGCAAAACGAGCAAGAACAAAUGGAGGUGAAAGUUCUGAAGACCACAAAUCUGAUCCUCUUAGUUUACUCUGUGAAACUCAACAAUUGGAUAUCAGUCAAUGGGUUGAGUCAACUACAAACAAAAAUUGUGUCGAGCAAGUCCGGCCUUUCGCAGAAAUUCCGCCAGUUUCUCGGGUUGAACGGGGAACCUUACCAAUAGACGGAUCUAAAGUGAAGAAUCAAACCGUUGAUGAAACGAGUGAUGAAGAAAAAGCAGCUUAUUUGGACAGAAGGAAUGGCGUAGGCGCGCGUUUGGUGCCUAUUAUACAUCAGGUUCGUUUUCAUCAACAACAACAACAGCAGCAAAAAGCAGAAGAAAUUAAUAAAAUGCAAAUGAUCAACCUGGAGAAUAAUCCAACAACCUCUUCAUGCCCAAUUAUGCUUGGAACAGUAGAAGAAUCUUCUCCCCAUAACGACUGUCAUCCCCCACUUAUUCAACUCCCAUUACACGCUGCUAUGGACCCAAAAAUAAUUUUGUCUCGAAUGGUUGAAUUUGAUUCUGGAUUGGAAAUUCGAAACAGAAAAUGGCUAAAAAUACCUGUUCCAAUGUCUUUUAUAGGAGAUGAAAUGAUUGAUUGGCUUAUUUCAAAUGUACAAGGAUUUCGAGAUCGAAGACAUGCACGUUCAUUUGCUUCAAAUUUAUUGGCGCAGGGAUUGAUUAAGCAUGUUGUUAAUAUAAGCUCCUUCAAUGAAAAAUGUUAUUAUGUUUUUAAUGAUGAAAUAAUUGCUAAUCGUUUACGUCUUGAGGAAGAACAAAAACAACAACAUUUAAUAAAACAACAAAAACCUGACACUGAUUUCCAAACUGCUUCAAUUAAGAAACCACCUGCUCCAGCACCUGAAAGCAAUACGGAAAUAACGUAGACCUUCAACCUUGUGGUUUUUUAAAAUUUUUUUUCCAAUUUUUUUUCAGUUAUAUGAGUAAUCCACCAGUUACUUCUACCUGUUUGGGAUCUUCUGGAGCUCCUCAAAAUGUUACUAGUAGCCAUCCUCAUCCUACAUUAACUGAUCAACAACAAAGAACUCAAUAUGUUAUUGCUAACAAUCCAAGAU
Messenger RNA from Meloidogyne enterolobii, 1944 nucleotides. The record is from the annotation of a GenBank genome assembly. Lineage: Eukaryota; Metazoa; Nematoda; Chromadorea; Rhabditida; Meloidogynidae.